Mesitornis unicolor (brown roatelo) is the source of this 957-nucleotide messenger RNA. Its product is annotated as glucosamine-6-phosphate isomerase 1. The coding region runs from base 197 to 853 and encodes 218 amino acids. Gene Ontology annotation, cellular component: cytoplasm. Gene Ontology annotation, molecular function: identical protein binding; glucosamine-6-phosphate deaminase activity. Gene Ontology annotation, biological process: N-acetylneuraminate catabolic process; N-acetylglucosamine catabolic process; D-glucosamine catabolic process. Lineage: Eukaryota; Metazoa; Chordata; Aves; Mesitornithiformes; Mesitornithidae. The record is from RefSeq and is a predicted model, not a curated record. The transcript has 6 exons.
CCUGGAGAACUACGCGCAGGCCAGCGAGUGGGCGGCCAAAUACAUCCGCAACCGCAUCGUCCACUUCGGGCCCGGCCCCGGGAGGUUCUUCACGCUGGGGUUGCCCACAGGCAGCACGCCGCUGGGCUGCUACAGGAAGCUGGUGGAGUACUGCCGGAACGGGGACCUGUCCUUCAAGUACGUGAAAACCUUCAACAUGGACGAGUACGUGGGUCUCCCGAGGGACCACCCGGAAAGUUACCAUUCCUUCAUGUGGAAUAACUUCUUCAAGCACAUUGACAUCUCAGCAGAAAACGUUCACAUUUUGGAUGGAAACGCCCCUGAUCUACAGGCAGAGUGCGACGCGUUUGAGGAGAAAAUCAAAGCAGCCGGAGGAAUCGAACUCUUUGUUGGAGGUAUCGGCCCGGAUGGUCACAUUGCCUUCAACGAGCCCGGGUCCAGUCUGGUUUCCAGGACACGAGUGAAGACCUUGGCUAUGGACACCAUUUUGGCUAACGCCAGGUUCUUUGAUGGCGACCUCUCCAAAGUCCCCACGAUGGCUUUGACGGUCGGAGUAGGCACCGUGAUGGAUGCCAGAGAGGUGAUGAUUCUCAUCACAGGAGCCCACAAAGCCUUUGCGUUGUACAAAGCCAUCGAGGAAGGUGUCAACCACAUGUGGACAGUAUCUGCUUUCCAGCAGCACCCCAACACCGUGUUUGUGUGCGACGAGGAUGCCACGCUGGAGCUCAAAGUCAAGACAGUGAAAUACUUCAAAGGUUUAAUGCUGGUCCACAACAAGCUCGUGGAACCCUUGUACAGCAUGAAGGAGAUGGGAGCAGAAAGGAGCCAGUCCAAGAAGCCCUACAGCGAUUGAUCUCCUGCGGUUCAGAGUGGUGCUGAACCAGCUCUGCUGUUGGAAACCAGCUGUGAAGAAAGGGAAUUGCUGCAGAAACUCCCGUCUGCUCUUAAAUUAGCAAA